Molecule: messenger RNA, 645 nt
Organism: Cylindrotheca closterium
Lineage: Eukaryota; Bacillariophyta; Bacillariophyceae; Bacillariales; Bacillariaceae
Source: the annotation of a GenBank genome assembly
AUGUCGUUGACAAUUGCCAACCCCUAUUCUGCGACAGCCAAGAAUUCCAUGGCGAAGAUUCACGCUUUCGAAGUGGACGUGACGGAAGAUCAAGUCGAGGUCAGCCCACUGCUGACACAUCGACAACCAGCAUCUGUGCAAAGUGCUGCACGUCAAACUACAGUAUCAGAGAUACCAGAAGACACACCAAGGUACAGACAGAUCUCUGCCUUUCUUUCCCAUCAAGCCAAAACCAUCCUGGACGAAAAGCGAAAGGAAAAGAGUUCUGUCAACAAGCUCCAAAACCUGUCCUCUCCAUCAUGGAUGAGAAAUGAAAAUCCGUGGAAGGAAAAGAGUUGCAAGCACAACUUUUCCCCCGGGCGUGAAUUGUUCGAGAAAGUAAUGGACCGCAUGAACAAGGAAAUAUGGCAGUACAAGAGAAGAAAUAUUUUGUCUGACAUUCAAUCUGUCAUUCUUGUUGUUGUCACAUCCAUGUUCCUUUAUGAAUUUGCAGGGCCAACCGUCCGAUGGUCGGUAUUCAUUGUUCGGAAAUUCUCGUUCCCAGCCGCUUGUGUAUACCUCAUUGUACCAACCUUUCAAGAGCAAAAGCAGCCAAACCCAGGACCAAAGGAGGUAGCCUUUGACGAGAUGACUGAAUAUUCAUGA